AUGAGCUACAGUAAUAGGUUUGUUGUUGGUGAUGAUGACGAGAACGAGGAUUCUUUUAAUUUCCUACAGGAUGAUUUGCCGCAUAAUGCCCAUCCAGUAGGUGUUGAAAAUCACCCGAAAUCUGAUGAAAAGUCAAUUUUAGACCCAUUUGCUGAUAAAAACGAAGUGGUUGAUCCAUUUAGUGAUGCAUUUGAACUUGACACUAACAAGUAUAAGUCGCUAAACAUUAAUGAUCCAUUUGUCAGAUCCAAUAAAGUUGAUUCAUCUCUGCAAAGCAAGUAUAGCAAUGGCAAAUCUACACAUGAUGACUUCAUUGAUUUGUUUUCAGACACGGAGGGUAAUAUAAUUGAUGAUCGAAUUAAUCCUGAUGAAAAUCCUUACAAUGAUAGUCUCAAAAACUUAACUAUACCUGAGAAUAAUACCGGCCUAAGAAGUGUGUAUAAUCAGUUAAAGGGAUCUUUGGGGUUAUCAUCUUAUAAUAACGUCCAAACGCUAUCAGCAGACCCAGUUUUUUCAGAAAAUGACAACGAAGAAUCGUCACAUAACUUCAGGCCAGUUGAGGAUACAGGAGCUAAGGCAACUUCAACUUUAAGUAUGUUUGACAUUAGAAGAUGUUUGGGCAAAAGGAAAAACGAAGAUGAUAAAGGACCUAGGAUCAUAUACCUAAAUGAUCAACACAGGAACAAUGGCUCUGGUUUUGUCAGUAAUCAUAUCAGUACAACAAAAUAUAAUGCGUUUACAUUCUUACCCAAAUUUUUAUUUGAACAAUUUUCCAAAUAUGCUAAUUUAUUCUUCUUGUUCACUGGUUGUAUCCAACAAGUUCCUACAGUUACUCCAACCAAUAGAUACACAACCUUUGCGACGUUACUUAUAGUCUUACUGGUUUCUGCAGUGAAAGAAAUGUCAGAAGACAUAAAAAGAAACACAUCUGAUAACGAAUUAAAUAAAUCUAAGGUUCUAAUCCUAAACACUAGUACAGGCGAAUACAGUGAGAAAAAGUGGAUCAAUGUUAAGGUUGGUGAUAUCCUCAAAAUAAGGAAUGGUGAAGCACUACCUGCCGAUCUUAUUUUGUUGAAUUCGUCCGAACCGGACGGUUUAUGCUACAUUGAAACUGCAAAUCUCGAUGGUGAGACAAACUUAAAAAUAAAACAGCCAAGAAAGGAGACGGUUCAUAUGAUGGAUCCUCGUAUUCUGAGUAAGCUGAGAGGAAAGAUUACUAGUGAAAGGCCUAAUAGUAGUUUAUAUACUUACGAGGGCACAAUGGAGAUUGAUGGAAUUGAAUUCUCUUUGAGCCCUGAUCAGCUGAUAUUGAGAGGCGCCAGUCUAAGAAACACUAACUGGAUUCAAGGUGUAGUAAUCUUCACAGGCCAUCAAACAAAGUUGAUGAGAAAUGCCACUGCUACCCCUAUAAAAACUACCGAUGUUGAAAGAAUCAUCAACUUACAAAUUAUCGCAUUAUUUGGAAUUCUUAUUUUCUUGGCUUUUGUCUCCUCUUUGGGAAAUGUAAUCACAUUGGAGGUCAACAAAAAAUAUUUGGGGUAUCUAUACAUGGAAGGUACUAGUAGAAUUGGAUUGUUCUUUUUGGAUAUUUUAACUUUUUGGAUCUUGUAUUCAAAUUUGGUUCCAAUCUCUCUUUUUGUUACUGUUGAAAUUAUCAAGUAUUAUCAGGCAUUUUUGAUUAGUUCGGAUCUUGAUAUGUAUGAUGAAGAUACAGACACGCCUACCGUUGCAAGAACUUCCUCCCUUGUUGAAGAAUUGGGGCAAAUCCAGUACGUGUUCAGUGAUAAAACUGGUACUCUAACCAGAAAUAUUAUGGAAUUCAGGACCUGUUCCAUUGGCGGUAGGUGUUAUAUUGAAAAUAUUCCGGAAGAUAAAGAAGCUGUUCUUCAAGACGGUGUUGAGCUUGGAUAUCACAGUUUUGAGCAAUUGGCUAAAGAUCUCAAAGAGAGCAAAAACUCCCAUGUGAUAGAUAAUUUUCUAACUUUAUUGGCAGUAUGUCAUACGGUUAUUCCAGAAGUGGAAGAGGAUGGCUCGAUAAAGUACCAAGCCGCCUCGCCAGAUGAAGGAGCGUUGGUUGAAGGUGCAGCAAUCUUGGGUUACAAGUUUCAUACGAGGAAACCAUCUUCUGUUGUCAUAUCUGUUGAUGGACAAAAUAAAACAUAUGAGUUGCUAAACAUCUGUGAGUUUAACUCAACCAGGAAACGGAUGAGUGCAUUGUUUCGGUGCCCAGAUGGUAAAAUAAGGCUCUUUGUUAAGGGUGCUGACACAGUUAUAUUAGAGCGUCUUUCACACGACAAUGAAUUUGUUGAUGCAACAACGAAGCACUUGGAGGAUUUUGCUGUCGAUGGCUUGAGAACACUCUGUGUGGCUACAAGAAUCAUUCCAGAAGCUGAAUAUGCUGAGUGGUCUGAUAUAUAUAACAAGGCCUCGGUCAGUUUAGGUAAUAGGGCCGAUGAACUGGACAAGGCAGCCGAAUUAAUUGAAAGGGAUUUAUUUUUACUGGGCGCAACAGCGAUUGAAGACAAGUUACAGGAUGGGGUUCCCGAAACUAUAUCAGUUCUGCAAGAUGCGGGUAUCAAUGUCUGGGUUUUAACUGGUGAUAGGCAAGAAACAGCUAUUAAUGUUGGAAUGAGUUGUAAACUAUUAAGCGAAGACAUGAAUCUGCUUAUAAUUAACGAAGAUAACAAAGAUGAUACAUGCCAAAACAUGAUGGAAAAACUAACUGUAUUGCAGGGAGACGAAGUUUCUGACGAAGACAAAAAUAGUUUGGCCUUAGUCAUUGAUGGAAAGUCAUUGGGAUAUGCCCUUGAGUCUGACCUAGAAGACAUGUUCCUUGCGAUUGGUACUAUGUGCAAAGCAGUUAUUUGCUGUAGAGUUUCUCCUUUGCAAAAGGCGUUGGUUGUUAAAUUAGUUAAAAGAAAGAAGAAAGCGCUUUUAUUAGCUAUUGGUGAUGGUGCUAAUGAUGUUUCCAUGAUCCAAGCUGCGCAUGUUGGUGUGGGUAUCACUGGUAUGGAGGGUGCACAAGCUGCAAGGAGUGCUGAUUUUGCAAUUGGACAGUUCAAGUACUUGAAGAAGCUUCUAUUGGUUCAUGGCUCUUGGUCAUAUCAAAGGAUUUCUCUUGCCAUCCUUUAUUCAUUCUACAAAAAUAUCACACUUUACAUGUGUCAGUUCUGGUUUGUAUUUAGCAACGGAUUUAGUGGUCAAUCUAUUAUUGAAUCUUGGUCGUUGACCUUGUACAAUGUUGUUUUUGUUGCAUUGCCCCCAUUUGUCAUUGGUAUUUUUGAUCAAUAUAUAAGUGCCAACAUGCUUAAUCAGUAUCCACAGCUUUACAGGAUUGGACAAGAGGGGAAAUUUUUCAACGUUGAAAUCUUUUGGUCAUGGGCCGUCAAUGGCUUCUACCACAGCGCUAUAAUUUACAUUGCGGUUAUAAACAUAUACAAGUAUGGAAACCAAUUUUUAGAUGGAGAAAUAGCAGACAUUUGGGUUGUGGGUAUUACACUUUAUACCGUUUGUUUGUUAACUUCAUUGGGCAAGGCUGCCUUAGUUUCUUCACAAUGGACCAAGUUUACACUAGUUGCGAUUCCAGGAUCCUUUGCGUGCUGGUUUGUGGCAUUUCCUUUAUAUACCGUCAUUGCACCAAAAGUUAAUGUUUCCAAGGAAUAUACUGGUAUUAUGCCAUUUGUUUAUGGAUCUGCAGUUUUCUGGUUAACCAUUAUAGUCGUUCCUACUCUCUGUUUGAUGAGAGAUUUUCUUUACAAGUUUUACAAAAGGCAAUGGAACCCAGAAUUCCAUCAUAUUGUUCAGGCAAUGCAAAAGAACCAAAUGCAAACCCAUCGGCCAAAGUUUUCUUCAUUCCAGAAGACCAUCAGAAAAGUUAGACAAGUUCAUCGGAUGAGAAAACAACGGGGUUUUGCUUUCUCGCAAGUCGAAGGGCAGGAAAGCAUUGUCAGAAAGUAUGACACCACUAAAAGUAGAGGCAUUUAUGGAGAGUUGGAGUAA
Messenger RNA from Pichia kudriavzevii, 3999 nucleotides. RefSeq lists its product as uncharacterized. The coding region runs from base 1 to 3999 and encodes 1332 amino acids. Lineage: Eukaryota; Fungi; Ascomycota; Pichiomycetes; Pichiales; Pichiaceae. Gene Ontology annotation, molecular function: ATP binding; ATP hydrolysis activity; ATPase-coupled intramembrane lipid carrier activity. The transcript has a single exon. The record is from RefSeq and is a predicted model, not a curated record. Gene Ontology annotation, cellular component: plasma membrane. Gene Ontology annotation, biological process: endocytic recycling; post-Golgi vesicle-mediated transport; phospholipid translocation.